GCACAGAGUCUGCGCGAGUGUCCUGGUGGCCGAAGGGACGGGCCAGCCGCCUCAGCGCAUGCCCCGUGCGCGCGCAGUGCCGGCGGCAGUGAUGGCGGCUCGGUGUGUGAGGCUGGCGCGGCACAACCUCCCGGCUUUGGCGUUGUCUCUCAGGUCCUCUCCUCGGCUGCUGUGCACAGCUACAAAGCAGAAGAACAAUGGCCAGAACUUGGAGGAGGACGUGGGUCAGAAUGAACAGAAGACAGAUCUGCCCUCUGCAGAGAAGACACUGAUGGAAGAGAAGGCCAAGCUGGAAGAGCAGCUGAAGGAGACCAUGGAAAAAUAUAAGCGAGCUUUAGCAGAUAGUGAGAACUUGCGGCAGAGGAGCCAAAAAUUGGUGGAGGAGGCGAAACUAUAUGGCAUUCAGGGCUUCUGCAAGGACUUGCUGGAGGUGGCAGACAUUCUGGAGAAGGCAACACAGUGUGUCCCAAAGGAGGAGAUUAGAGACGAUAACCCGCACCUGAAGAACCUCUACGAGGGGCUCGUGAUGACUGAGGUCCAGAUCCAGAAGGUGUUCAGGAAGCACGGCUUACUCCGGCUGAACCCUGUGGGGGCCAAGUUCGACCCCUACGAGCACGAGGCCUUGUUCCACACGCCGGUUGAGGGCAAGGAGCCGGGCAUGGUGGCGCUCGUUAACAAAGUGGGGUACAAGCUGCACGGGCGCACCCUGAGACCCGCCCUGGUUGGGGUGGUGAAGGAGGCGUAGCGGCCCUCCCGGGCUCCGGGGCUUUGUUAGGAUCACUCGCUGACUCGGGCCGCUUCAUCUUUUCUGGUCUGCGGGCGCGCUUGACCUUUUCCUAAACCUUGUUGCCAGGCUUUAGUGACCAGUGGCUGGACAGGAAGCAAGCCAGUUGCACAGUCGUGUUAAUGAACAUUCGGGAGUUACUAGUUCCACGUGCUUACGGGACAGGCCGGCGGGACGCUACUGGACCCUAGGGUAUCGGGAAAAACACCGUGUCUGCUCAGACUCGGGGGACGUCAGGGUAUUUCAAGUGAAUAAAAGGUCUUCAGGAAUCCUGCUGUUCGCUAGCUGGCUGCGCCGGCUGCACUGCGUCCUCUGCGUCUCCCUGUAGCACGCGACUUCCUGGACUGCUUAGCCCACCACCCGUCACUCAGUGAAGGCAAGGCAAGAGUUUAAACAUUUUUCUUGCUAAGAAAAGUUGUACGAUGCCCUUGGUGAAGAACAUAUUUGAGUUCGUUCAUGAUCAGUUACUGGCUCGCUGCUAAGAGCGAUCAUCUUCUGGCUUUGGGAGAUGUGAGACCCGCGGGCACACCCUAACGUCCUCACCUCCUUAUUUUGCCAGUAACUGAAUUUGACACGCUGAGUUACUUUUGUCCUGUUUGUUCGUCUCUUUAUAGAAAGGUUUAAAUCUAUACCCAACUAGUUACUAAUGAUCAGAAGGUACUUUCCCUAGUAAGAUGGAUUUUCUUAGAAAUCUGAGGACUGCGUGCUUGGUAUGUUUUAAAUGUUAAAUUUAAAAUUUUAUUUCAGAGGAUUAAAGCCCUGUUGUUUAUUUUCC
Molecule: messenger RNA, 1559 nt
Organism: Balaenoptera musculus (blue whale)
Lineage: Eukaryota; Metazoa; Chordata; Mammalia; Artiodactyla; Balaenopteridae
Gene: GRPEL1
Product: GrpE like 1, mitochondrial
Exons: 4
Coding region: 59-745 (228 amino acids)
Biological process (GO): protein folding; protein import into mitochondrial matrix
Cellular component (GO): PAM complex, Tim23 associated import motor
Molecular function (GO): protein-folding chaperone binding; protein homodimerization activity; adenyl-nucleotide exchange factor activity
Source: RefSeq, a predicted model, not a curated record